Messenger RNA from Pteronotus mesoamericanus, 2322 nucleotides. It is a transcript of the gene SH3RF3, whose product is annotated as SH3 domain containing ring finger 3. The record is from RefSeq and is a predicted model, not a curated record. Gene Ontology annotation, biological process: protein ubiquitination; positive regulation of JNK cascade; positive regulation of proteasomal ubiquitin-dependent protein catabolic process. Bases 226 to 2058 code for a protein of 610 amino acids. The transcript is spliced from 9 exons. Gene Ontology annotation, molecular function: ubiquitin protein ligase activity; protein binding. Lineage: Eukaryota; Metazoa; Chordata; Mammalia; Chiroptera; Mormoopidae.
UCGCAGCUUCCCUAUGGCAAAGCCCUCUACAGUUACGAGGGGAAAGAGCCUGGUGAUCUCAAGUUCAACAAGGGAGACAUCAUCAUCCUGAGGCGCAGGGUGGACGAACACUGGUUCCAUGGGGAACUGGGUGGCGCCCAUGGCUUCCUGCCAGCCAGCUACGUGCAGUGCCUCCGGCCCCUGCCACCUGCCCCACCACAAGGCAAAGCCCUAUAUGACUUUGAGAUGAAGGACCGGGACCAGGACAAGGACUGCCUGGCCUUCACCAAGGGUGAAGUCCUUACUGUGAUCAGAAGAGUGGAUGACAACUGGGCUGAGGGAAUGCUGGGAGACAAGGUCGGAAUUUUCCCCCUCCUGUAUGUGGAGCUCAACGACUCUGCCAAGGAGCUUAUUGAGAUGAACAAGCUCUGCCCAACUGCUGUGUCUGGCUGUCAUGCCUCAUUGCCCUCUGACCCCGGCGCAGUGGCCAGUGUGACCUCAGGUCCCACUUUAAGCAACACAGGGGCAGUCAGUGCCUUUCAACAACGUGCGGACGGCAAGAAGAAUGCCAAGAAACGCCAUUCCUUCACUGCGUUCAGCGUGACACACAGGUCUUCACAGGCCACCAGCCACAGGCAUUCCAUGGAAAUUAGUGCUCCAGUUCUAAUCAGCUCCAGUGAUCCCCGGGCCGCGGCCAGGAUUAGAGACCUGCCUCACCUGUCCUGCAGUGCUCCUGCCCAGGACUCUUCCCCGGCUGGAUCCAACCCAGCGGCUGAGCAUCAGGGCACAGCUCCCAAAGCCCAGCUGCCCCUCAACAUGUACCUGGCACUCUAUGCCUACAAGCCCCAGAAGAAUGAUGAGCUGGAGCUGCACAAGGGUGAGCUGUAUCACGUCCUUGAGAAGUGUCAGGAUGGCUGGUUCAAGGGCACAUCCCUGAGGUCUGGGCUGUCUGGGGUGUUUCCGGGGAACUACGUGACACCUGCUUCCAGGGCUCCCUUAGGAGGGGCUGGGCCACCCUGGGAUAAUGCAGUUGGAGGGUCUCCACUGGUCAAAGGGAUUGCCGCGGCCACCCACCCAGGUGGCGGAAGCCUGAGCAGCCCUGCCAGUGCCCUGAGACUAGCCUUUCCUCUCAGCACAACCCAGGCCCAGCACCAAGCAGCGUCUCCCUCAGUGGGCAGUUGUCUCUGGCACUCAGCCCAGCCAGUGGAGAGCCAAACUCAGAACACUGUCCCUGCAGCUGCUCACUCCUCUGCUCAGGCUCAAGACCGACCAACUGCCAUGGUGUCACCCCUGCACACCCAAAACUCCCCGUCCCGCCUGCCCACAGCCAGCCUCAGGCCCCACUCUGUGGUAUCCCCACAGCACCUCCACCAGCCCCCAAUGCAGACCAUCACUGAGGCUCAGUGCACCCGGCCAACCAUCCCACUCACGUCAGCAGCAUCAGCCAUCACACCUCCCAAUGUCACUGCUGUCAGUCUCGACGGGGACACCGGAGGGGGAACCAUCAGUGUCCUGUCCACAUCCAGCCCCACCAACAGGGGAUGCAAACCUGACGAGAAGAAAAACGAAAAGAAAGAGAAGAAGAGUGGGCUGCUGAAACUUCUAGCAGGGGCAUCCACCAAGAAGAAGUCUCGCUCCCCAACGUCCAUCUCUCCCACCCAUGACCACCAGGUGGCACUGGACACCUCACUCCGGGGGGCAGUGGGCUCCCAAGUGUCCUCACUGUCCAUCCAUGGCCGGGCAGGGUCCUGCCCCAUAGAGAGUGAGAUUCAGGGGGCGAUGGGGAUGGAGCCACUGCACAGAAAGGCGGGCUCCUUGGAUCUGAACUUCUCAUCUCCUUCCAGGCAAGCCUCUUUCUCCAUGGCUGCCACCUGCCCUGAGCCCAAGCCCAAGCCAGUGCCCAGAGAGAGGUACAGAGUGGUGGUGUCAUACCCACCCCAGAGUGAGGCGGAGAUAGAACUGAAAGAAGGCGACAUUGUGUUUGUGCAUAAGAAACGUGAGGAUGGCUGGUACAAGGGGACCCUGCAGAGGAAUGGCCGCACAGGCCUCUUCCCAGGCAGUUUCGUCGAGAGCUUCUGAGGAUGAACUCUCCACAGCCCUUCACCAGGGAAGAAGGCCUUCCAGGAAGCCCCAAGGUGCAAAGAGAGCCAUGACACUCAAAGUUCCCAGGUGCCUUCUAAGGCUCCUGGCAGGGGACACCACAGCCUGGGGUGGGGGCCCAAGGGUGUGGAGGUUGUGUCUCCACUCACAACCCCUAACCAAGAGCACACGCUGGGGUUGUUCUUGGACAAGAUGCCUGUUACUCCUAUGUGAACUAUAAAGAAAUAUCUUUGGAGAGAGAGA